AUGCUUGGUCAGGCUGGAAGAAAGGCUCGAGUAGCAGCUCAGCAAAGCAAACCUGCUGCUAAGAAAUGCAGGGACAGGCAGUUUGGGAGCAGUGGCACUACUUCUGGUCUGACGUCGAGCCUGGCAUUCGCACUAGUGCAGGGGAUCGAGCUGAGCAAUCCACAAGCUUACGCAUAUCAACUGCGCAGUGGAGUCCAAAGUACCUACUUGAUGAUAGCUGGAAAAUCAGCUUUAGUUUUGCUUAUCAAAUAUCUCACCUCUUACAACUCUUACCGAAUAACAUUUUCAUUCUACUAUCUAAGCUUCUCUUAUGUCUCUCCUUUCAAAAAUGAAACUAUCAUCGUCUAA
Molecule: messenger RNA, 348 nt
Organism: Linum tenue
Lineage: Eukaryota; Viridiplantae; Streptophyta; Magnoliopsida; Malpighiales; Linaceae
Source: the annotation of a GenBank genome assembly